Molecule: messenger RNA, 1026 nt
Organism: Musa acuminata AAA Group (dessert banana)
Lineage: Eukaryota; Viridiplantae; Streptophyta; Magnoliopsida; Zingiberales; Musaceae
Product: chlorophyll a-b binding protein of LHCII type 1-like
Exons: 1
Coding region: 61-861 (266 amino acids)
Biological process (GO): photosynthesis, light harvesting in photosystem I; response to light stimulus
Cellular component (GO): plastoglobule; chloroplast envelope; chloroplast thylakoid membrane
Source: RefSeq, a predicted model, not a curated record
AACUCUCUCAUCGAACUCGUCUCCAACUCUUCUUCCCAUCUUGCAGCGUGCCGUCCUCCAAUGGCUUCCACCAUGGCGCUCUCCUCCCCGUCCCUGGCCGGCAAGGCCGUCAAAUUCGGCCCCUCGGUCGCCGACGUCCUCGGCGGAGGAAGGGUCACCAUGCGGAAGACCGGCGCAAAGCCGAAGUCCGCCCCCUCCGGAAGCCCGUGGUACGGCCCUGACCGCGUCAAAUACCUAGGCCCGUUCUCCGGCGAGCCCCCGUCCUACCUCACCGGCGAGUUCCCGGGUGACUACGGGUGGGACACCGCGGGGCUCUCCGCCGAUCCCGAGACCUUCGCCAAGAACCGGGAGCUGGAGGUGAUCCACUGCAGGUGGGCCAUGCUGGGCGCCCUCGGCUGCGUCUUCCCGGAGCUGCUAUCCCGGAACGGGGUCAAGUUCGGGGAGGCGGUGUGGUUCAAGGCUGGAGCGCAGAUCUUUAGCGAGGGCGGGCUGGACUACCUUGGCAACCCCAGCUUGAUCCACGCCCAGAGCAUUCUGGCCAUCUGGGCGUGCCAGGUGAUCCUGAUGGGCGCCGUGGAGGGCUACCGCAUCGCUGGCGGGCCGCUGGGAGAGGUGACCGACCCGCUCUACCCGGGCGGCAGCUUCGACCCCCUCGGCCUCGCCGACGACCCCGAGGCCUUCGCGGAGCUGAAGGUGAAGGAGAUCAAGAACGGACGGCUGGCCAUGUUCUCUAUGUUCGGCUUCUUCGUGCAGGCAAUCGUCACCGGCAAGGGCCCGCUCGAAAACCUGGCCGACCACCUCGCCGACCCUGUCAACAACAAUGCUUGGGCCUACGCCACCAACUUCGUCCCCGGCAAGUGAGCAGCCUCUCCCACUGCCGCUGCCUGGCACACUUCAUCUGUAGCAAGUAGCAACCUCAGUCAUAUUGAACGAGAUUGCUGUUGACGAUGCAAAAUAGUUGUACUGUUGAUUUGUACUAUGGGAUUUAUUGUGCGGGCUAAUGACAUAUUAUCCUUUCAACUUCAA